UUCCCUUUUCCCUUUCCUUCCCGUUCCCCUUCCCUUUCCCCUCCCGACGCGUCCCUGCACGGGCGCUGGCGCUCGCGUGUGUGUUACACCGCGGCGGGGACAGCGCCAGGUUCCCUUCCUUCCUUUUAUCCUACACGUCCCCACUGUCUGGUCCCUCUUUCUCCGGGCCCUCUCUCGGUGUAGAGCGCUCUCCCCUCUCCCCUUUACCGUGCCUAGACCGCUUUUUUUUUUUCUCUCCUCUUUCCCUAAAAUUGCUAUUUAAGUGGUUAUUUAGCAAAUCGCCGAUGCCGCCGGCCGGCAGCCCGCGUUCUCCUGCCCUCUUUGCCUUGAAGCGGCCCGUAGUGCCUUGAUGUGGCUCGAACAUCAAAACCAAACAGCGAGAGAGGCAGGGGACGCCAUGGGGCUUGGCUCUGCACAGUCAGGACUAAAGUCUGCAUGGCACCAGCUUCUGGGAGAUGUCUGCAGAAGGUGCUCUGGACAAGGUCAUGGAGAAGGGGAGAUGCUCGCCCACCCUGGACUUUUGGCACAUGGGAGUGUUUGCAGACACAAAAACAGCAACUCAGAGGUGUUAACAGUUAUCUCAGGAGACAGCGAGAGUCUGUGUGUCUGUCCCAUUUGGCCACUGCUGCUGUGGUCCAGCAGAAGGCUGUGGAUGGGAGGACAGAAGAGUUCAAACUGGUCUACAGGUUUCCAGGGAUAAAGUACUGCAGGGUCCUGUCCAGACUGAAGCUGUUGCAGACUGCCAUCACCGUCGUCACGCUGCCUCCCAUCUGGUACCUCUACCUGCAGAACCAGGUGUCUCAGAAUAUCCUUUUAUACACAACUGGCCUUGCAGUCUUUGCUGGUGCAAUGUUGUACGGUAUGAGCUACUUUUUCAGAAGAAUUAUUGGAUUCAUCUACUUGAGUGAAACUGGCCAAACUGUCAGAGUGGCCCACUUGACAUUCUGGGGAAGACGGAAUGACAUUUACUGUCCCAUAGAGACAGUGGUGACUUUGGAUGAAGUUGGAGACAGCAAGGGAGAGCUGCUUCUCCAGUUCAAACGGUAUAACAGCACAGAUACUUUAUAUUUUACAGUUAAGUAUGGACAGAUUGUAGACAAAGAGAAGUUUACUCAAAUAUUUGGAGAACGUGUGUGAUACAGCAGCUCGUUUCCAGUGAUUUUCCGUGUUGCACAUUCAUUGUGCUUAUUGUUCCAUGAGGUUUAAUUAGCUUACCCAACUGACACCCCUGUCCUUUUCCUAUGCAAAGCCUGCUGUAAGUGCACCCAGCGGGGAAAGUCACAGUGGUAAAGAAUAAUCCACUGGAUUAAAUGUCUUUGCAGCUUG
This is a messenger RNA of Pseudopipra pipra, 1326 nucleotides long. It is a transcript of the gene TMEM186, whose product is annotated as transmembrane protein 186. Bases 436 to 1137 code for a protein of 233 amino acids. NCBI's taxonomy places the organism in Eukaryota, Metazoa, Chordata, Aves, Passeriformes, Pipridae. The transcript is spliced from 2 exons. Gene Ontology annotation, cellular component: mitochondrion. The record is from RefSeq and is a predicted model, not a curated record.